Vespa mandarinia (Asian giant hornet) is the source of this 7337-nucleotide messenger RNA. RefSeq names its product Rab3 GDP-GTP exchange factor (gene Rab3-GEF). NCBI's taxonomy places the organism in Eukaryota, Metazoa, Arthropoda, Insecta, Hymenoptera, Vespidae. Gene Ontology annotation, biological process: regulation of Rab protein signal transduction; regulation of apoptotic process. The record is from RefSeq and is a predicted model, not a curated record. Gene Ontology annotation, cellular component: cytosol. Gene Ontology annotation, molecular function: guanyl-nucleotide exchange factor activity.
UCGAUUCGAGGGCGUUAUUGAUCGAUUCUACUGGUAGAGUUAGCUAGCUCGAGUGGUCCCACGAGUCCAGUCGAUGGUUAGCGCGUGUUAACUGCGCGCAUCGGUCGAACAUCUUAAACACUACAUCUAACACGAAUAAUAAUAGGCACUCGCUCGCUCGAUCCGCUCCUGCACGUUCGCGCUUGCCUGGAAGAAGAAAUAGCGAGUGUGCUAUCAGUGCUAAGCGAUAUCGUUAGUCGUUUUAGCUAGUCCGUUAGUUCGGUUAGCUUCGAAAAUUUUCCUGUUUCUCGUUAGCAGGAAACUUGACGGGAAGUAUUCCUCUCCUUUUCUUUCUUCCGACAUGUGGCUAUCACAAGGCGAACAGUAAGAAGUAUCUUCUGAUUAACAGGGUAUCCUUCAGUGAAACGUUUCAAGGAUCCCCUCGACCUAUUUUUUGUCUUGCUUCUGCUAGUGGUGCUGAUGGUGGCGGUGGUGGUGGUGAUCGUGAAGGAGGAGGAGAAAGAGGUGGUGGUGAUACUGCUUAGAAAAAAGCGAGCAGUAUGAACUAGGCAAAGACGGAGAACGCGCGGAUGCGCCACGGCGUUGCCCUUGCGACGCGAGAAAUCAAUAACUUAAUACGAAAGUGGAGGAUGACGAAUAGUGUCACGGUCAAUUAAUAGCGUUCGUAAUCGUUAGUCGAUCUGAAAAUGAUAAUUCUGGAAAAGAUCUGAAAAUGAUAAUCCUUUUACUAGAUUCUUCGAUGAAAGAAUCAUUGUACAAGAAUCAAUGAAAUAAAAAAAGUCUGAUAUAUCGAUUUUGACGUCUCUGUGAGAUGAUAUAAUUAUUUAGGAAGUAUGUUCAUAGAGCUUUUUAAAAAGCUGAUUUAGACUUUCAGUUACAGGCUGAUAUCACAAGAUCAAAGAAUGAAAUAGCCAUGAUCGCAGUAGGAAGUGAGGUCGAAGAGAAACCAUUGGCAGAAAUCUUUUGCAUAUAUUGUAUAAAACGGUGACAGAGCAUCAGAUGGCAACCAUGGAUAUACAAAAGAAGCAACUUUGUCCACGUUUGGUGGACUAUCUUGCUAUUGUGGGAGCCAGAUCGGCUCCGAUCUCUCGUCAGCCUGUGCAGGUUCCAGAAUUGUUGCGCAGAUAUCCGGUGGAGGAUCACAAAGAUUUUCCCUUACCUCUGGAUAUGGUGUAUUUUUGUCAACCAGAAGGUUGCAGCAGCGUGGGACCUAAACGCACAGCCUUACGAGAAGCUACGUCUUUCACUUUCACCCUCACGGAUAAGGACUCAGGAAAAACACGAUAUGGCAUUUGCGUUAAUUUCUAUCGACCUAUAGAAAGGGCUGGAACAAAUGCACGUGGUGGUAUUUCAAUGAGAAGAGACAAAUACAAUACCACUUUUAGAAGGGAGAGUUGGAGAAAGAGUAUGGAAAAAAGUACAGAUUCUGCAUUUUCUAGCGACUAUAGAAGCAGCGCGGUGGGUCCUAGUGAUUCUGAAAAAGAUUGCUCCAGUAGCAGAAGAGAUUCUGACACGUCCCAUGCGCCUUACGCACCGAGAUUGGGUGUUACAGCACCAAGUGGUGACAGUGAAAGUGGUGGUAGUCAUUCUCCUUCACCACGAGCUUCUCGAAGGCGGCAGAGGAUUCGAAAUCAUUCCUUAACAUCACUUUGUAUCAUUUCUCAUCAUCCAUUUUUUUCGAUGUUCCGAGAAUGUCUUUUCGUUUUGAAGAAAAUCAUUGAUGCAUGCAACGAUAAUUCAACUCCUCAAAAAGUAGGAGCUUCGAGGCAAACUAAUAGAGAUUCAGUGUGGAGUGUUCUUAGUGGUCAAGUUUUGGAAGGGACUCCGUCCAUCGUGUUACACGAUAUACGGGAGAUCGAAACCUGGAUCCUGAGAUUGCUGAGCAGUCCAGUGCCAGUGCCAACGAAAACGCGUGUAGAAAUCGAAAUAGUAUCAUCGAUUAUACAGCCUUCACUCUGUUUUGCUUUACCUGAUCAUACAAGAUUUUCUUUGGUUGAUUUUCCUCUACAUUUGCCUCUCGAACUUCUUGGCGUUGAAAUAUGUUUGAAAGUUCUCACUCUCAUUUUAUUAGAAAAUAAGAUCGUAUUACAAUCACGAGAUUAUAAUGCUUUGUCGAUGUCGGUGAUGGCAUUUGUCACAAUGAUCUAUCCCUUAGAAUACAUGUUCCCUGCAAUACCAUUGUUACCAACCUGCAUGAGCUGCGCGGAACAACUAUUACUGGCUCCAACGCCAUAUAUCAUCGGAAUACCUGCCUCUUUUUUAAUGUAUAAGAAAAAUUUCAAAAUGCCGGAUGAUGUCUGGUUGGUGGAUCUCGAUAGCAAUAAAGUAACUGCACCUCCUGGUUCGGCGGAUCAAUUACCACCCUUGCCUGAACCGGAAGGUACCAUACUAAAGAACCACCUGAAACAGGCAAUGCAACUGAUGGAUCAAGUUGGCUCUGGUACAAUGGGUAGUAUGUCCGCUUCGCAAGCUAUACCACCAGAUACUUGGUCAUCACGAUUGUCCUCUCAAUCUCCAAGCAGAAGAGAAAGUUCAGCAUCUCAACAUUCUCAGAAUUUAAGCGUGUCGACAAUGAGGCACAGACCGAGCGUUGAUUACCAACAUGGUCACGGUCAACAAAGCCCAUUGGGUGGCAACGCAUCACAGCUACGUCGUCCAUCGUUGACAGCUGCGAUGGUAUCAGCUUCAGCAUCUGGAGGAAGUGGUACGCCUUCUCCUUCAUCAUCAUCGCCAGUACCUGGACCUGGGACCACAACAGGCAGUGGAACAUCAACAACUUCGAUUACAGCUCCACCAUUUAACCCCUUUAUCUACGGUAACGACGUUGAUUCGGUUGAUAUUGCAACACGAGUGGCUAUGGUCCGCUUCUUCAACUCCCAAAAUCUUUUGGCCAACUUUACUGAGCACACACGCACGCUGAGGCUCUAUCCAAGACCCGUAGUUGCAUUUCAAAUAAAUUCUUUCCUCCGUUCGAGACCAAGAGCAAGUCAGUUUCUGAACAAAUUUGCGCGCACACAAGCUGUUGAAUUUCUCGCCGAGUGGUCGCUUACACCUAGUAACGUUGCUUUUUUGAGAGUACAAACCGGUGUCUUUGAUCCGGCGCAAAUCGGUGAUAAGUCAAAAUGGUACGCUGCGAAUCUUGAGCCAAUACAUUUCAAAGUUUGGGAUAACUCUAGCUCUUUGGCAAACGCCUUAAAUGCGCUGAAGGAGUUAGAGAGUCAGCCGACUGACGAGAGUGGUUCGGAUUCAGAAGGAGCAGAAAGCACGAGCUCUUCUUAUUCUUCUCUCAGUGAUUUCGUUUCGGAAAUGGCAUCGUCGGAUUUAUCACCAAGCUAUAAUUGUCCUCAAGUCAGUCAACCUCAACAAAUGGCACUUUCGAUUGACCCAAAGAACAUUUAUAAUCCACCAAGUUCAUUGCAAUAUCCUGGCGUAGAAGAAGAAUCACCGGCACGUCCUGAAAGUCCACCAAGUACAUCCUCCAGUCAUAGCGAUCUCAGCAGUCCGAGUUUUAAUAGAGACUCCGAAUUGGAGUUGAAUCCUAAUGCUCUCGAAACAUCACAAUCUACCAAUGUGAUGCCCAGUGGAACGAGUCUUCAGAGACAACCAAGCGUUGGGAAUGUUUUGGCGCGAACAUCCAGCUUUGGAUCUAGCACGAGUCCACUUCUAACACGACAGCUUAGUGGUAGUAUGGAUAAUGAAACUCUUACGGCAUUUCGUCAGCAAUCGAGUACACAGGAUGGACAAAAGAACAAUGCUGGUAUGCCAGGAAAUGGUGUUUUGAGACAAGGAUCACAGGGUUCGUUGUUUGAACAAAUUGCGACUCAAGCAAAGGAUCUUGUACGAGAAACGACUAGACAGAGUAGUCAAGAUGGACUUCUUGCGCAUAUGGAUAAAUUGAAGCAUCAAGCAAAGGAGAAGAUAACUGAAGCAGGCGAAGACAGUUUAUUCGCACCAUUAGAACAGUUGACACAACAAACGAAGAAGGCUGUAGGCGAAGCUACCAAGUCCGUUCAGGAGGCAUCAAAAACAGCUAUCGAAGCUAGCAAGACUGCUGCAGGUGUAAGCAAAAACACUUUGGACGACUUAACAUACAUGGGUAAAAGUACAUUUGGUGAUUUAACAAAGAGUGCUAAGGAAGUCGCAACGAAAAAGGGUUUGCUCAAGAGUAUUGGAGAGUCACAACAAUCUUCACCACCUCAUACUCCACCAUCUUCUGGUAUAACUCAAAGAAGAGAAUCAUCCAGUACUCAAUUGGUUGCCUCAGAUACUCGUUCCGGACGUAGAGACAUAGGGCGUGAUUUCUUUAGCAAUAUUAGUAGCGAUUUAAACGGUAUCGCUGCUCAAACAAGCAGUAUGUUCAGUGAUUUAUUUGGUAACAGAAAUAGUUCUAAUCGGAAUCUUACACAAAGAUCAAAGGAGAAAACUAGCACAUCGUUUGGACCCUUUCCUAAAGUUUCAGGAAAAACAGGUCUCGUUGAGCGUUCAUCGUUAAUAAAGCAUUCUUCGAUGAAAGCUAAUCAAGAAGAGAUGCAAAGAAUGCAAAAUGCAGAACGAUCUAGUACAAACAGCGACAAUCAAGCAUUCUUAACGGAUAUGGUAACACAAGUUCUGGCUGGUGAAGGCGUCGGUUGGCUCAAAUUAAAUAGAUUGAAGAAACUUAUGGAAGAUGAAAGCUAUCGAGACUUGGUUGUUACAAAGCUUAACAAAGGGCUCAAUAGAAAAAUUAGUCCCGAUGAUCACAUUGACGAUGUGUGUAUCUCCAAAUCAGUAUAUAAGGGAAUGCUAAAGUGCCUUCAAGCAGUGGUUCAUGGUCUCGCUCAUACUUAUAGUAAUUUCGGAUUGGGUGGAAUGGCCUCGGUUUUCCAAUUGAUGGAGAUAGCUCAUACUCAUUAUUGGAGUAAGGAUCUAUCGGAAGGAGGUUUCGAUAGUUCACUGUUAUCACAGGCAUCGAGCCCAUUUGGUAGCAAGGAAAAUUUGAAGUCUCCACAAUCUCCGAAUCAAGGUGAACUUCCAGAUAUAUCACAAAGAUUAAGAAGUUCUCAAACGCAAGAAAUACCACCUCAGGUUCAACUUGAAUUCACCCACGGACAACAAACGAGUGACGUUGGGCAAUCAACAACGGACAUGUUUUUGGAUAUGUUCACGAAAAAAAAAAAGUUUUUAUGUAAACUGACGUCAUUCGAUUCUGAGAGUGGGCGGGGAGGUGGAACAGGAAGCAGCGAAGCUUUAUCCACUGACGGAGGUAGCAUUAUCACUAAUCCUGCUUUUCGGCAAGCACACCAAGCUUCUUUCCGAAGCACUGUGUCUGAUAGCGAGGUUGAACAAGGCAAUUUUCCGCGUCAAGGAAAACAACGUACUGGUAGCGUCUGGUCCAGUAAAUCAUCUUUGAGUACAGGCUUCAGAUACCAUGGUGGAAAUUUAAUAUCUACGACACCAAUGUCUAGUCCUGAAACAGCACGAACUUAUCUCUUUGAAGGUCUUUUGGGUAAAGAAAGAUCCAAUCUUUGGGACCAAAUGCAAUUCUGGGAGGAUGCUUUCCUAGACGCUGUAUCGCAAGAACGAGAUAUGUUGGGCAUGGAUCAGGGUGCAGGAGAAAUGAUGGAAAGAUAUAAGAGUUUGAGCGAUAGCGAAAGACGUCGGUUGGAACACGACGAGGAUCGAUUGUUAUGCUCCCUUUUGCACAAUCUCACUGCGAUCUUGGUAAUGCUAAACGUUGAUAAAAACGAGGUGAAACGUAAAGUACGGAGAUUACUGGGAAAGAGUCACAUCGGUUUGAUUUACAGUCAGGAGCUUAAUCAGCUUCUCGAUCAGAUAAACAACCUCCAUGGAAACGAUAUCGAUCUGAAGCCAUUGACGUCUCGACAAAUGCAUCGUCAAUCCUUCACCGUUCAUGCUGGAGUCGAUGCUGACGGUGAUUUAAGAUUCCUCGAAGUUCGUCAUGACGGUCUUGUGUUGAGAUCGGUAAACGGAGUUAUCGUUGAACGUUGGUGGUAUGAACGAUUGGUAAACAUGACCUACAGUCCGAAAAACAAGGUCCUUUGUUUAUGGAGACGAAACGGUGGUCAAACACAAUUUCAUAAAUAUUAUACAAAGAAGUGCAAAGACCUUUACUACUGUAUAAAAGAUGCUAUGGAAAAAGCCGCUGCUCGUGGAAGAGGAGGAAACAUCGGUAUUGAGCUGGGAGGUGAAUUUCCGGUUCAAGACAUGCGUACAGGAGAGGGUGGACUUCUUCAGGUUUGCAUGGAAGGUGUUGGUCUUCUCUUCGCGAAUAGCAAGGAUUUCGAGUUUUUUGUAAGACUCGAUCAUAUCCGCAAGUGCUUUACUCAAAAGGAUGGAAUCUUUGUUCUGGAAGAAUUUAAUCCUAAAACUAGACAAGUAAUCCAACGUAAAUAUAGAUCGCAAAUGGCAGAUCAAAUCUGUUAUGCGGUACUCUGUGUAUUCUCUUAUUUGGCUGCUGGCUUAGAGCAACGUAAACAACAACCACAACAACAACAACAACAACAACAACAACAACAACAACAACAACAACAACAACAACAACAACAACAACAUCAGCAGCAGCAACAGCAACAAUUGCGCCAACAGCAGCAGAAACAGCUACGUCAGCAACAAUUGCAACAGCAGCAACAGCAAUUGAAGCAUCAGCAUCAGCAAUUGCGUCAACAACAACAACAACAACAACUGGAGGUACACCAACAUGUGCAGCAGCAACAAUUACGUCAACAACAGCUGCAACAACAGUUACGUCAGCAACAGCAACAGCAACAGCAACAGCAACAGCAACAGCAACAGCAACAGCAACAGCAACAGCAACAGCAACAGCAACAGCAACAGCAACAGCAACAGCAACAACAACAACAACAACAACAACAACAACAACAACAACAGAGAUGGCAGCAGCAGCAACAGCAAAUGUCACCACGGGAUGAAAAUAUUCCUCAAGUCGUACAGGGAAAUACGAAUACACAAUUUGAACCCUUUCUUCAACAGCACUGACACAAAGGCAGGCACUCUCUCCCAUUCGUGCAUAAUUAUAAUAAAUGCGCUCCUUACGCUUGUCUACCUUGGGUAUAAAUGAAUUUAAUGUAAAACAUGAGAUAUCCUUUUUAUUAUUCGACCUUGGAAUAUCCAAUAAAUGUUUGUCGGCGUGGUAUUUUCCUACAAGAAAACAAGCAAAGCUUAGAAAUUCCUCGUUUCUUACGCUUUAACUGCUUUGUUCUUGACUCGUUCGACACUUCCAUUAUAACAUGUGAUAUAUGUAAUCAAUAUACAAAAUAAAGUGCACUGAACAAAGAAAUAGAUAGAUAGAUAGAGAGAGAGAGAGAGAGAGAGAGAGA